UUUUUUAUUAGUUAAGUUGAUCUUUAAAAAAUACGCGAUACCGGAGGUCUCGCACAAAACUUUAUAAUUCGUGUUUCUAUAUUUUCACAGAAAGUUUCAGACUUUAACACUGUUUAACACACGCAAGGAGUUAAAUGUAUUCUUUCUCUGAAUAUUGAAUAGAGGCUCCUGAUGCAUUUACAAAUUUAAGAAUUUGAAAGAAAAUUUAACGCGCCCGUAGGGAGGUCGGGAGAUCGGUUAUUUGAAACUAAAGCACCCCAACCAAAACAAAUCUGGAUUUGUGUCUGAAAAUGCCAGAAGUGAUAUAUAAAUACAUGUAUACAAACUGUAAAACAUAUUUCAAAAUGUGUUGAUUAAAUUAUUUAGACAAAAUCCAAAGUAUCUAUACGUGAUGAUGAUAAUAAAACUGAUGAUGCACUAAGUGAAGGUCCAGAAACCAGACGAGAAUGCAGAGAUGUUGUCUUCUUGUGUCUCUUCUCCGUGUUUACUAUUGGAAUGGGUUUGGUGUCGUGGAGAGCUGUCACUAUUGGUAACCCGUACAGACUAGUGUAUGGUAUAGAUAGUUACGGGAAUAUUUGUAACCAGGACAACAAGAUUAUUGACGGUGUUAUACCAACUCUCACUGGGAUAGACCUCAGAGGCAUACCAAACCUAUUCAAUUUUGAAGACUCUAUAGUUACCAAUGUCGUUUCCACGGUCCAAGGUAACGUCAAAUCUACGAAAAUAUGUGUUUCAAAAUGUCCAUCCACGGCUAUCAACUCUGUUUUGGAUAUGCAAAACUUAGCAAAUAUCAACAAUUCUAGGCUAUGUGUGUAUGACAUUAAACCCUCCGCUUACUUUGACGGAUCAUCAGGUACAUCCGGGUGCCCGGCGUUACCAAUUACACCACAAGAAGAGUUUUUAUACCGAUGUAUUCCUGCGUCCGUUACAAAAAGAAUUGACCAUGUUACCUCCGCCAUUAACAGUCUUCUUAAUGUCAUAGAAGAAAAUCUUGUCGAGAAAGGAGCAAGCGACAUUCAGAAUACAUGGUUUGAAAUGAGUCUCCUUUGUGCACUGGCUGUCGUGGUGUCAGUAGUUUUAGCUCUCCUGCUUCAGUUUGUGGCAUGGUUUAUCGUUUGGUUGAUGGUGGUUUCUAUGGUUAUAGGAACUCUUGUGGCAACAAUCCUUUGCUGGUACCAUUAUUAUUAUUUACGGAAAAGUUUGGACGCUAUGCAGGCUGGUGACGCAAGCGUUCACAUGAAAAAGAAAGUACGUGACUGGCUGAUAGGAUCAAUUUGUGUGACAGUAUUUACAAUUGUUGUUUUGUUGAUUAUUCUGGCCUUAAGGAAACAUUUAAAACUGGUAGAAGAAUUAUUUCGCCAAGCCGGUAAAGCCAUUAGAAGUAUGCCGUUUCUUUUGAUCCAUCCUUUUAUGACAUUAAUAUGUCUUGGAGGAACAUUUGGAUGUCUGGUGUGGGUAUUAUUGUAUAUUGAAACAGCAGGUACCCCGGUAGUUGACCAAGUCACAAAGACAGUAGAAUAUGUACCGGACAAAAUCUUAACAGUAUUAAAAUGGUAUUAUAUAUUCGGGAUAAUCUGGAUAGUUCAGGUUAUAUUGGCGUGUCACAAGAUGACUGUGGCGGGAGCUGUAGUCAAAUGGUAUUUCACCAGAGAUAAAGAGAAACUUUCUUUGCCAGUUGCUCGAUCCAUGUGGCAUGUUAUAAGAUACCAUUUUGGCUCCAUAGCUCUAGGAUCGCUUAUAAUAACUUUCGUUAUGUUUGUAAGAAUGGUAUUAUCUUUUAUAGAAAACAGACUUCGAGGUGGUACUAACCCCGUUGUAGUAUUUCUGUUGAAAUGUUUAAAGUGUUGUCUAUGGUGCUUCGAAAAAUUCUUGAAAUUUCUCAACAACAAUGCUUACAUCGAGAUAGCUAUACACGGACAUGGAUUUUGUAAGGCGGCACGUCAGGCAUUUCAUGUUGUCUUGACAAACACAUUAAGACUUGCAGCCAUCAAUUCUGUUGGUGAUUUUGUAUUGUUUAUUGGCAAAAUUGCAACCGUCGCUGUUAUCACUAUUGUUGGUAUUGAAUUUAUCUCAGUACAGAAAGAUAUACAUUUUGUUUGGUUACCAGUAGCUUUGGUUGCAAUAUUUGCAUAUUUUAUAGCUGGGUGUUUCAUGUCUGUUUACGAGAUGACAAUCGACACCAUCUUUAUAUGUUUCUGUGAAGAUUCAGUGAUGAAUGACGGUGACAGCAAACCAUUCUUUAUGAGUGUUGGACUACAAAGAUGUAUGUCAGCAGGGCUAAAAAAAGAACAGCCGAAACAAAAAAUAUUAGAAGGAAAGACAACGGAUGAAAAAUCAGACAGCUAGAAUAACCAUCAAACAACAAAAUGCUUUAAAUUUAGUUGCCUUUGAAUCCUACAAAAAAUAAUUAGAUGAUUAGUUAAAUCGUGGUCUACCAACUGCUUAAAUCGAGAAUUAUUGCCAGUUAUGACUCUUUAUUAAAGUUUACGUGAGGAAAAAAACAUACGAAUUGAUAAAUUACAAGGACAAAAAUAAUAUCUCUCUCUAAAAAAUUUUUUUAGAUGGUUAUCGGUGGCUAAAUGGAAUUAUCAUUGCCAUACUUUAUGAGCAGGUUGAUCUUAAUUUGAGCCGUGUCACGACAAAACCAACAUAAUGGGUUUGCGACCAGCAUGGAUCCAGACCAGCCUGCGCAUCCGCGCAGUCUGAUCAGGAUCCAUGCUGUUCGCUAUCAGUUUCUCUACUUGUAAUAGAGUUGGUCAGCGAACAGCGUGCAUGGAUCCUGAUCAGACUGCGCGGAUGCGCAGGCUGGUCUGGAUCCAUGCUGGUCGCAAACCCAUUAUGUUGGUUUUGUCGUGACGCGGCUCAUUUAUUUUAUUUGUUUAUUAAUGCACAAGGAUAUACAACACAUAAAAUAAAUCUAAAUAUUUGUAACAUCUAUUGAAUGUAUCUGUUAGUUCUCGAAGGAAACAUUGUAUAAAUCAAUUAUCUGUCAUAGUUUUCUGGAAUCUCUGACAAUGAUAAAGUGAAGUGGAUUUUUGUUUUUGUUUAAAUUGUUAUGGAGUUCACAUUUUAAAUAGUGAUAUUGCUGUCAAUAUUAUGCAUAUUAAUAAACUCCCUAAUAAUAUUUUGCAAAUACUUUGUAACAGAGCAAACUAAUUCUUGAAGUGAACGUUUAUAUGUUAGUGAAGUAUGUGUAAUACUAUAUUACCUUUCAUGCAAAAGCAAUGUUAGAUGCAGUAGAAAACAAAUAGACUUGUACAUUAAUGAAAGACAAGAAACUGGUCAAAUAAGA
Ruditapes philippinarum (Manila clam) is the source of this 3292-nucleotide messenger RNA. RefSeq names its product choline transporter-like protein 1. Gene Ontology annotation, molecular function: transmembrane transporter activity. The record is from RefSeq and is a predicted model, not a curated record. Gene Ontology annotation, biological process: transmembrane transport. Gene Ontology annotation, cellular component: membrane. The transcript has 19 exons. The coding region runs from base 496 to 2346 and encodes 616 amino acids. Lineage: Eukaryota; Metazoa; Mollusca; Bivalvia; Venerida; Veneridae.